Rhagoletis pomonella (apple maggot) is the source of this 1871-nucleotide messenger RNA. RefSeq names its product probable histone-binding protein Caf1. The coding region runs from base 307 to 1596 and encodes 429 amino acids. Gene Ontology annotation, cellular component: NuRD complex; ESC/E(Z) complex; nucleus. The record is from RefSeq and is a predicted model, not a curated record. NCBI's taxonomy places the organism in Eukaryota, Metazoa, Arthropoda, Insecta, Diptera, Tephritidae. The transcript has 3 exons. Gene Ontology annotation, molecular function: histone binding. Gene Ontology annotation, biological process: regulation of gene expression.
ACUUCACUUAAAAAACUUUGCAGCUUGUAUCUGAUCGUUUCGUCUUGCUGCCGGUGAAUUUAUUUUUUGCAACCAUUUGUCUACAAAUAUUUCCAUGUUUGCAGCCAUUUUAAUAUAAAUUUAAACUGCUAGCAACGUCUCGAAUAAACAAAUUUCGUGAUUUGCCUACUAAAAGUGUUAUAGACUUUUAUACCUCCGUGUGAGUGCUCUGUCUGCGUCGCUGCCUUUUUUGCUUUCGCCGCUGUUGCUUUGUUGUUUUGGCGCCUUUGAGCAAAAGCCAGCGGUGUGAAUAUUAUUCCUGAAAAGAUGGUUGAUAGAAGUGACAAUGCUGAGUCUUUUGAUGAUGCUGUCGAGGAGCGUGUCAUUAAUGAGGAGUAUAAAAUUUGGAAGAAAAAUACGCCCUUUUUGUAUGACCUGGUAAUGACACACGCCUUGGAAUGGCCGUCGCUAACCGCACAGUGGCUACCGGACGUAACUAAGCAAGAGGGUAAAGACUAUUCAGUACAUCGUCUGAUCUUGGGCACUCAUACUUCGGAUGAACAAAAUCAUUUGCUAAUUGCGAGCGUGCAGUUACCCAGUGAGGACGCACAGUUUGAUGGUUCACACUAUGACAACGAGAAAGGCGAGUUUGGAGGAUUUGGUUCGGUUUGUGGGAAGAUUGAAAUCGAAAUUAAGAUCAAUCACGAAGGCGAAGUGAAUCGGGCACGUUAUAUGCCGCAAAACGCAUGCGUCAUUGCAACUAAAACACCAUCAAGUGAUGUGCUUGUGUUUGAUUACACGAAACAUCCUAGUAAGCCAGAACCAUCGGGAGAAUGUCAUCCGGAUUUACGUUUACGAGGACACCAGAAAGAAGGUUACGGUCUCUCGUGGAAUCCGAACCUAAAUGGUUAUCUUCUAUCCGCAUCUGAUGACCAUACUAUCUGCCUUUGGGAUAUAAAUGCUACUCCAAAGGAGCACAGAGUAAUUGAUGCAAAAAACAUAUUUACCGGUCACACCGCUGUAGUGGAAGAUGUUGCUUGGCAUUUGCUGCAUGAAUCUCUUUUUGGCUCUGUAGCCGAUGAUCAAAAACUAAUGAUUUGGGACACGCGUAAUAAUAAUACGUCGAAGCCUUCACAUACGGUGGAUGCGCACACAGCUGAAGUAAAUUGUUUAAGUUUUAACCCAUACUCCGAGUUCAUUUUGGCAACCGGUUCUGCUGAUAAGACAGUAGCUUUAUGGGAUUUACGUAAUCUGAAAUUAAAGUUGCAUUCCUUUGAGUCGCAUAAGGAUGAAAUCUUCCAAGUACAAUGGUCACCUCAUAAUGAAACAAUUUUGGCAUCGUCUGGAACGGAUCGCCGCUUGCACGUAUGGGAUUUAUCAAAAAUAGGCGAAGAGCAGAGCGCAGAAGACGCCGAAGAUGGACCCCCAGAGCUAUUAUUUAUACAUGGUGGACAUACAGCGAAGAUUUCAGAUUUUUCCUGGAAUCCUAAUGAACCUUGGAUAAUUUGUUCAGUAUCAGAGGACAAUAUUAUGCAAGUCUGGCAGAUGGCCGAAAAUGUUUAUAAUGACGAAGAGCCUGAAAUACCAGCAUCUGAACUAGAAAGCGCCAACGCCUAAUUGGUUUUGUUGCCAGUUUUUUUUAGUUAUAUAUAAAUAUCUUUUUUUUUAAUUCUACUACAUGUCAAUCUCACAUUGUGUGGGUACAGGGGUACAGAGGAUUCAGUUUGCUUUUGUGGUUUUUUCGAUGUUUGUAAAAAAGGUAUGCGUAGAAAUAAUUUAAUUGUUUUGUAUUAUCACGCUAACGUUCUGUGUCUGUUCAGCGAUGUCUGAAAGAAACUACAUAUAUAUAUAUGAGCAAAAGCUGUCCAAAUAAAGUAUCAUAAACAGGUAAA